Knipowitschia caucasica is the source of this 4236-nucleotide messenger RNA. The record is from the annotation of a GenBank genome assembly. NCBI's taxonomy places the organism in Eukaryota, Metazoa, Chordata, Actinopteri, Gobiiformes, Gobiidae.
AUGUACUUUCUCACAGGCUGGCCCCGGAGACUGCUCUGUCCCCUGAAGAGUGAGGAGGACCCCUUCUUCAUCCAGCCCAGCUCACAGCGCUUGUACUUCGCAGUGCUCUCCCAGACUCAGCUCAGCAUCUGGUUCAGCCGGCCUGCUGUUUUGAUCGUCAGCUACAUUGAAUCAGUGAAGGCGGCCGAGCAGUUUGGAUCUUACGAAAAAGCAGAAUGGAAACCGGACGACUCCAUGAUCGCUGUGGCGACUGCCAAAGGGUAUGUGCUCCUCUUCGAUGUGCUGGGAGGAGGAGAAGACCGCUAUCUGUAUGAGCCUGUGUACCCAAGAGGAAGUUAUCGGUUGAAACUGAAUCCUGGCAUUAAGGAAGAGCAGUGCGCACCAGCUCUGUCCCUGGAGAUGAAGAAACCAGUGGAUCUGGAAGCUCCCAUCACCAGUCUGCAGACGCUGCAGCAGGAUCUGUUGGUCUGCACCUCUGACGGUUACCUCCACGUCCUGCACUGGGACGGACUCGGGAACAACGGCCGCAAAAGCAUCUGCCUCACGACCGUCCCCUUCUCCCUGGACCUGCAGUCUGCCCGAGGUGGUCCCUCGCUGGAUCUAGAAGGAGUCCACAUAUGCAGUAUGGAGUAUUGUGUGACUCUGGACGGAUUCGCGGCGGUUUUAAGCGACGGACGACUGGGAUUCAUCACUCCGCUGAGCAACUCCAUCACCGCCGACCAGCUGCAGGGCGUCUGGGCGGCGGAAGUGACCGACGGCGUUUGUGUCGCUGUCAACAACAAGUACAGACUGAUGGCGUUUGGCUGCGCCAGUGGCUCGGUGCUGGUCUACACGAUUGACACCACGACAGGAUUCAUGCAGCUGUCCCACAGACUGGAGCUCACCCCGAAACACUACCCAGACUCCUACAACAAAACGGGCGCGGUCAAGCUGGUUCGCUGGUCGCCGGACUACAGCGUCGUCAUGGUAACGUGGGAGUGUGGCGGCCUCUCACUGUGGAGCGUGUUCGGAGCUCACCUCUUCUGCACGCUCGGAGAAGACUUCUCGCACCGAUCGGACGGAACAAAGAAGGACCCCAUUAAAAUCAGCUCUAUGAGCUGGGGAGCAGAGGGAUACCAUCUGUGGGUUGUUCCAAACUCUAGACCAGAAGAGGAGCUGCUGGUCCAGGAGGAGGAGAAGCUGCCCACGCGCUCCUCUGGCAUUUUGCAAUUUCACUUCAUAAAGAGCGCACUCACGGUCAACCCCUGCACGAGUAACCAGGAGCAGGUUCUUCUCCACGGCGAGGAUCGGCUCUACCUGACCUGUGGAGACCUCGCUCAGGUCCACAGCUCUCUGGACUCUCACCAGCCCCCCAGCCGGGAAGCCACCCCCUCUCAGGGACUCAGCACUUUAUUGGGACACAAGCACUGGCAUGUUGUCCAGAUUCACAGCACAUAUCUUGAAAGCAACUGGCCGAUUCGGUUUGCAGCUAUAGACACUGCCGGCCAGUGCAUGGCAGUCGCAGGGAGGCGGGGUUUUGCACAUUACUCCUUGUACACCAGGAAAUGGAAACUAUUUGGAAACGUAACUCAGGAGCAGAACAUGACGGUCACCGGGGGUCUCGCCUGGUGGAACGACUUUGUGGUGGUUUCGUGUUACAACUUUAAUGACCAGCAAGAGCAAUUGCGGCUUUACCUCCGGACGUCAAACCUGGACAAUGUUUUUGCUUCGGUCACAAAGCUUCACUCCGACACUUUGCUGCUGAAUGUGUUUAAGGACAUGAUCAUCCUGUUUCGAGCCGACUGUUCCAUCUGCCUCUACAGCUUAGAACGAAGGAACGACAGUCCGACCGUGUGUGUGAACGUGGAGCUGCUUCAGGAGGUGUCCAUGUCCCGCUACAUCCCUCACCCCGGCCUUGUGGUCUCGGUGACUCUGACGUCUGUGCGGACAGAGACCGGCAUCACGCUCAAGGCCCCGCAGCAGGCGUGUAUGGCUGAGAGCAUCAUGCUGAACCUGGCGGGUCAGCUGAUCAUGCUGCAGAGAGACCGCUCAGGGCCACAGGUGCGAGAGAAGGAGGUCGCAGUCAACAACAAGAAACCACUGCCGUUCUGUCCUCCCGUCGUGCUGGCUCAGUGCGUGGAGAACGUGUGGACCACCUGCCGCUCCAACAGGAAGAAGCGCCACCUGCUGGAGGCGCUGUGGCUGUCCUGCGGCGAGGCGGGCAUGAAGGUCUGGCUGCCGCUGUUCCCCAGAGACCACCGUAAGCCGCACUCCUUCCUGUCGCGCCGCAUCAUGCUGCCGUUCCACAUCAACAUAUACCCUCUGGCCGUGCUGUUCGAGGACGCCCUGGUGCUGGGAGCCUCCAACGAGACCGUGCUGUACGACGGCCUGCAGUGCUCCGCCGAGGCACUGGAGGCGCUGUUCCCCUUCUGCACAGUGGAGAGGACCACGCAGAUCUACCUCCACCACAUUCUGAGGCAGCUGCUAGUCCGCAACCUGGGGGAACAGGCCUUGAUGCUGGCCCAGUCUUGUGCCUCUCUGCCGUACUUCCCCCACGUGAUGGAGCUGAUGGUGCAUGUGGUCCUGGAGGAGGAGGCCACGUCGCGGGAGCCCAUCCCAGACCCCCUGCUGCCCACCGUGGCCAAGUUCAUCACCGAGUUCCCCCUGUUCCUGCAGACCAUCGUGCACUGCGCCCGCAAGACCGAGUACGCCCUGUGGAACUACCUGUUCGCCGCCGUGGGGAACCCCAAGGACCUGUUCGAGGAGUGUCUCAUGGCUCAGGACCUGGACACUGCUGCUUCCUACCUGAUUAUCCUGCAGAACAUGGAGGUGCCGGCGGUGAGUCGUCAGCACGCCACGCUCCUGUUCAACACGGCGCUGGAACAGGGCAAGUGGGACCUGUGUAGAAACAUGAUCCGCUUCCUCAAAGCCAUCGGCUCUGGAGAGAUGGACACGCCCCCUCCCACGCCGACCAAUCAGGAUCCCAGCUCCGGAGGGUUUGAGUUCUUCCGUACGCGCAGCAUCAGUCUGUCUCAGUCGGCGGACGCCAUCGCUUCAGGGAAGUUCAACCUCCAGAAGACGUUCAGUAUGCCCAGCGGCCCCUGUGUCAAAGGGCGUGACGUGGACUGUGCAGAGAACAUGUACAUCGACCUGAUGCUGUGGCGUCACGCUCGCCACCUGCUGGAGCAGCUGAGAUUGCGGGACCUCGGCUGUUUCUCGGCUCAGCUGGGAUUCGAACUCAUCGGGUGGUUGUGUCGCGAGAGGAACCGCGUGGCUCGGGUCGAAGACUUUGUUUUUGCUCUAAAAGUGUUACACAAAGAUUUCCUUUGGCCGUUUCCUGUGAUCCCGGUCGGAUGCAUCAACUCUCCGCUGAAGAACGGGAGGAGUCGCUCUGUGCUGAGCAGCCGGUUACUUCAGUCGGAGUCGGCGGAGAGUUUGGUGAACAGUGACAUGGAGAGCGCCCCCCUGCAGAGCCCCAGCAGCAGCACCUGGAGGGAAUCCAUCUCUCAGACCAAAGACCUGGACCCUGUCUCAAACCAGCAGUCACCGCAGACACAGGACGCUUUUCUGUCCCUCGUCACUAAUAAAGUGGAAGAGUACAGUCUUGGAUCUGCCACUGACCUGACGGAGACCAGUUCGGUUCUGGACGGAGACUGGACCAUGGUGGAUGAAAACUCCUCCACUCUGUGUCUGAGCCAAUCAGAGCUGGAGCACAUCUCCAUGGAGCUGGCCAACAAGGGCCCCCACAAGUCCCAGGUCCAGCUCCGGUACCUGCUGCAUGUGUUCAUGGAGGCGGGCUGUCUGGAGUGGUGCGUUGUGAUUGGUCUGAUUCUGAGAGAUGCCAGUGUUAUCAAACAGGUCGUUAGCUUCCUGGACCAUCCGGAAAUCUCACCAGAAACUGUAAAAAACAUCAAAAACGGCUUGUUUUCUGUAGAGACGUGGGCUUCUACAGACUGUCUUGGAUACAAACCGUUCUUCAACCUAAUCCAGGCCCAGCUCCAGCAGCUGCUGGACUCCACCGCGGAGCAGGUCCAAGUGGAGGCGUUCCAGGCCAGCAGCCAGUCCAAGCUCGGGGGUCCUGAGGGGCAGACCAGCCCUGUGACCCCCCGUCCUGAGGAGACCAGAGGGGGCAGCACUCCGCUGGGCCUGGUCCUGCCCAAUCUGGAACCAGCAGGGGGCGCCACCGAGGAAUGUCCUGACGAACAGAUACAGGAGCCGGAGGACGAGGAGGGGGCCUACGACUGCACCCUGUCCUGA